AUGGACAGGCCAGGUUUUCAGUCUCAUAAACCACGCCAUAAUCAAAAGCAAUCACAACUGCUCCAGCAGUUCUUCUCGUCUGAUCAAUCGCAAGAUGCACAAAUAGAACACUUGGUUUAUCGUUUGACUAAUACUUCCCCAUCACCGGGAAUUGGUCGUCAACUACUUUCAAACAUCGCUUACUAUAUUCCGAUAAUUAAAAAUGAACCUCAAUUGGUGUCCGUUAUCUCAGGUUUAAUCAAUUCCCCUGUGUUUUUCACUCAGAUUAAUAUAGCUCCAAUAAUGCCUGGAAUUAUAAAUUUUCAAGAAGCUUACAUGAUUGUGGAAAUCAUUCAGCAUGUCGUCGAGAGGAAAAUUCUCGUUUCCUGCCCAACUAUCUCAUUGACAACAUUCUAUAAUCUUAUAUUAACCACUAUUAAUGUCAAAGACAGAAGCCCGCAAAAUAUGUUGAAACAAACAUUAAUUCUAACGGGGAUGUUGCUGGCAAGAGAUACCCUUCAAGGAUACCUCGACCCAGAACUGGCACUAUUUUUCAAUAAGUUCGAUAAAUUGGCACUUGAAUCGUUGGUGGAGAAUCUAAAUUUCAUAAUGGCGUUGAAUUCGGAUGAUCGACAAAUCUAUGAAGUUAAAGCAUUGAGUUUACUAUGCUUUGCAAAUGUUUUCCCGGUUCUUGAGUCGGUCCCUUAUGGCGAUGGUCUUAAAAAGAGAUCUUUAAGAGGACCAAUUGCCAUAUUUGCCUUGAAUUUGGUAUAUAACAGCUCUUUAGGGUUCAACGGUGGUGAUGCGCUCAGAAUAUAUAAUGAUGAUAAAAAUGCAGUACAUUCAUUAUUAUUACACCAACCAGUUUUGAGAAUUUUUAACAAGAUGUCACUUGUGGUGGAUAGUGCAUUAUAUGAAUCUGGGGUCCAAAAUGAUUUUGAAUCUUUGGGUAUAAGUUUACAGAUAAUGUUGACGUUUAGUAAACGAAUACAUGACAUUGCCUUUGAAAACUCCAGAAAGUUUAAUGUUGAAUUCAUGGCUUCGUAUUGGGAUCUUUUGAAACAAAUUGUGUUUUCAACGGUAAUAAUCUUCCAAUCAGUGGUUAACUUGUCAUUGGAGUCUCGUUGUUUGAGCCAGUCAUCUUACCUGUUUUUUCCAAGAUUUAUCACCAACUGGUAUCAAAAAGAUAUGGAACUUCAAAGAAGCCAUUUUGCUGAUUUUGCUGAAACAAUAUUGAAAACUCUAUUCUACUAUCAUUUCAUCAUUGAUAAAAUUGGAACCGGAGGGUUUAGUGCUUAUAAGGACAUUUACUCCACCAGCAUUGGAAUAAUUAAUACGAGCACAAUUGCCAUGCCUGAUGCUCCCCCAUCAUCAGCAGAAUCAUUAAGCGAUUUCUUCAUUUCUCAAAUCCAAUUCUCGGAUUUAAUCCGUGAUCCUUCAGCUAGGUCUAAGGUUUUAUUUUUGUUAGGAUAUUGGGAACUGCUUGUAUCGAUAUGCACUUCUAAGUAUUAUGACAAGGUAAUCAAUCCGGUGGUGACAGAAUUUCUAACUAAACCGUAUCGUACCAUCGAUUUCCAAAAUGUUGGUGGAACGAGAUCUAUUCUUGAGAAUUGCCAUUCUGUGAAACUCGCGAGUUUGAAGCUUGAAAAAUUGGCAGAGUCCAAUUGUAAUUAUGUGGUGGAUUAUAUGGGGGUGGUACUCCACCAAUUCCCAAUAGUUUUAAGUUAUAAUCAAUUGGUUGUGGCGACUAGUGAAAUCGGAGGGUUGGUUCACGGGGACGGAACACUCGGAAGACAUGAUCCACAGCUCCAGGAAAUCAUAUUGAAUAAAAUUUAUGCCAGAAUCUUGCAUGAAUCCCCAGGGCGGGCCAUAAUUGAUGCUGUGAAACCCGAAGCUGGCAAUAUUGGAACAACUAGCAAAGAGAUGCCACCGACCACUCGAUCAGCAGUUAUCACGGCAUUUAUUAGUACUGUUCCGUACAUUGAAACGUCUGUGAUGUUGUACUGGUUACAAAAAUUGCACGUACAGAUUGUCAAGUGCCAAGGAGGGGUAGAGCGAGAGUAUUGCGAGAAAAAGCUUUGGGAGGUGAUAUCUAAUGAUCUUGGGUUGGUGAAAGCAGAUGUUGCUAUCACUUGGUGGUACAAUUGCGUUAUUGGCAGGAAAUCACAUAUAUAG
Saccharomycopsis crataegensis is the source of this 2154-nucleotide messenger RNA. RefSeq names its product Pex8p (gene PEX8). The record is from RefSeq and is a predicted model, not a curated record. Lineage: Eukaryota; Fungi; Ascomycota; Saccharomycetes; Ascoideales; Saccharomycopsidaceae. Bases 1 to 2154 code for a protein of 717 amino acids. The transcript has a single exon.